Colletotrichum spaethianum is the source of this 984-nucleotide messenger RNA. RefSeq lists its product as uncharacterized. The record is from RefSeq and is a predicted model, not a curated record. Bases 1 to 984 code for a protein of 327 amino acids. The transcript is spliced from 2 exons. Lineage: Eukaryota; Fungi; Ascomycota; Sordariomycetes; Glomerellales; Glomerellaceae.
AUGGGUAGGGUUUUCGUUGACUGGGAGCUGUGGCAGCAGAUGACUUUCGUCCUAGCCUGCGCUAUCGGCGUCGUCUUCAUUAUCGGUUUCGCCAAGCUAUGGUGGACGAAUCGGUACAUCGCGAAGCUUGAAAUCAUCGACGCCGAGAAAAGAGCACACGUUGCAGAGCUCGAAUCAACCGGCCUACCGCCACCUCCGCGAAAGCAAUCCGAGAUCCCUUUCGGCGUCCGCGCCAUCCAGUCUGGUAUCGAGGUUGACGGGAUUUGGAUCUCUCGCCCCAACACGCCGGCCACCGAAUCACCUCCCAACUCAGCCAGGGCCAAGGGCAAGUAUGUUUCGAUGGGUCCAGUCUCGCCUACCUCUACAAUCUCCGACCCCUUCGGUUCUCCGACAUCGUCUCGUGGCGGCAUCGGUCCCCAGACAUAUCGCCCCAAGUCGGCCCACAACCCUGUAACGAGCAGAGCCGACGCCCUGAGCCAGCUUGAGGGCAAGCCUCAGAAUGCCCCGUCCUACAGCACGUACCAGCCCCAAGGCGCAAAGGCGAUCUCCGAGGCCUCAGACGAGACUGGAAGCCCUGUCAGCCCUGUCGACCGCUCUUCCUACAACGGCAUCGACGUCCGAGUGCCCAUCCGCGCUUCCCCCGUCAACCGUCACCUGAACAACGUCCGCAGCGUCAAAGGAGGCAACCCGCAGCCCACGACCGGCAACGGUGUCCGCGCCUUCAGCGGCAGCCUUCAGAACCCCAAGGACGGCAAAGGAUAUUCUACCACUUCUCAAGCCUCGUCCGCUGCUGGCGACUUCUCCGACCCAUUUGCGACCCCUCUGGAGUCUCGGUCGCCGGUUCCCAGCGCUGACCAAGGUCUUCUGCCCUCCCAGCAGGGUCCUCACGUGAAAUUUGCGACCGACGAGUAUAUUGCCAGCCAGCGUUACCCUAGUGACGGCAGCAGCGGUACCAGCGGAAGCAGCAGUAGUCACCACUCUUAG